This is a messenger RNA of Prionailurus viverrinus (fishing cat), 1506 nucleotides long. Its product is annotated as cornulin-like. Gene Ontology annotation, biological process: positive regulation of cell cycle G1/S phase transition; regulation of phosphatidylinositol 3-kinase/protein kinase B signal transduction; cellular response to cytokine stimulus. The coding region runs from base 1 to 1506 and encodes 501 amino acids. The transcript is spliced from 3 exons. Gene Ontology annotation, cellular component: cytoplasm. Gene Ontology annotation, molecular function: calcium ion binding; transition metal ion binding. The record is from RefSeq and is a predicted model, not a curated record. Lineage: Eukaryota; Metazoa; Chordata; Mammalia; Carnivora; Felidae.
AUGCCUCAGUUACUGCGAAACAUUAAUGGGAUCAUCGAAGCCUUUGGGCGAUACGCCAGGAUGGAGGGCAACUGCAAAAUGCUCACCCGGGGGGAGCUGAAAAGGCUCUUGGAGCAUGAGUUUGCUGAUGUCAUUGUGAAACCCCAUGAUCCUGCCACUGUGGAUGAAGUCCUGUGCCUGCUAGAUGAAGAUGACACAGGGACUGUGGAGUUCAAGGAAUUCCUGGUCCUGGUGUUUAAAGUCGCCCAAGCCUGUUUCAAGACACUGAGCGAGAGUCCUGAGGGGGCUUGUGGAUCUCAAGAGUCUGGAAUUUGCCCUUCUGGGGACUCACAAGAGCUGGGGGAAGGACAGAACAGGAGAACUGAGGUGGAGCUGGCUAUGGAAGGACAGCAUUGUGAGGAGAGCCAACAUAGACAGAGCACACAAGCCUCCAGAGGACAGGUAGGGGCCAGGGCUCAGACCCAUGGUCAGGAUAUUGGCCAGGAUAGGCAGUCUGAGUCUCAGAGACAAGAGAGAGAGAGUUGGCAGACACAAGCUGGGGAAUGUACACAGCAGACCCAGAGAGUGGGAGAAGACAAGAGCCACCAGACCAGAGAGAGGGAGUCAGAGAGACAGUCGCAGGCCAGGGAACAGGAUAGAGCCCACCAGACAAGUGAAACAGUGACUGGAACUGGAACUCAGACCCAGACAGAUACCACCCAGACUAUGGAGGAAGACAGGAGCAGUCAGAUAGGAAGCCCUGGUACCCAGCCACAGGAGUCCACCCAGACCAGAGGGACUGAGGUCCAGGGUCAAGAUAGGAGUCAGACAAGCCAGAUAGUGGCAAGAGAACAUGUUCAGACACCAGGAGGUACAAGCCAGAUAGUGGCAAGAGAACAUGUUCAGACAUCAGGAGGUGUCACCCAGACCACAGAGCAGGACAGGAGUGGUCACAUAGGAAGCCCUGGCACCCAGCCACAGGAGUCCACCCAUGGCCAGACCAGAGGGACUGAGGUCCAGGGUCAAGAUAGGAGCCAGACAAGCCAAGUGGUGACAGGAGGGCACAUUCAAACACAGGCAGGAUCACAAACCCAGACACACACCCAGACCAUGGAGCAGGGCAAGAGCCAGUCUGCAAGGCACACAGGGAAUAGAGAUGAGGGACAGAUUCAAAGGCAGUCAGACAGUGGUCAAAGAUGGACACAAGUAAGCCACUAUGAAGCAGGAGAGGCAGAGAUGGGAGGACAGGCCCAGGCUGGGGCAAGCACUCUGACAGGGAGACAGGACCGGAGCAGCACUCAACCAAGGUGUAGUGUGACAGGCGGACAGGGAGAGAGCGAAUCCACUGUGGUUACCCAAGAGUGGGUGGAUGACCACACAAGGGAUACAGCAAUCCCAAGGCAGGACCAGGGUAGCCUGCAUUCUGGCAUGCUUUCAGCCCAGGGCCCAGACACAGCCCAACCAGAAGGAAAGCGAGGCCUCACAGCCAGGGGGCUGUAUUCCUACUUCAAAAGCAAUAAGCCAUGA